UUCAAGCGGACAACAGGUGAUCGCGAGCGUUCCGCGGCAAAGGUAAAAAUCGCGCAGAAGGGGAGGCGAGUAAAGUCGCUACAAAAACGCGCACUUCGUCUUGGGCAAUCGACGGUGCUUUUGGUGCUGCUGCAAUCGCGAGUGAGACAGUGAUAUAAACAGUGGGAGUGCGAGAGAGCGAGAGCAAAGCGCCUGCCCACGGCAAUAAAGUUCGACUUGAUUUUUGUUUUAAUAUGUGAUGCCAAUACACAAUUCGACAAUCGAGAAAACGUGUUUACACUUAAUUUUGCUAACGCGAUUCAAAGAAAAGUAAAAAAAUGCGCCUCCAGGCAGCGGACAUGGGAGCUAUACCAGUGGUAAUCUUAGUCACCGCUUGUUUGUUCUAUCAAACAUCGGCUCAGGGUCUUUACUCCAUCAUUGCCCCGAACACAGUGCGACCGAAUUCGCAAUUCCAUGUGGCCGUGAGCUUGCACAAUGCACCUGAGUCAGCCACUUUCAAGGUGGGGAUACUAGGAAGCACCUAUACGGACUUUAAGACCGUAGAGUUACGACCUUUUUCCACACAGCUACUCCACUUUGAGAUUCCCGCCCUAAGAACUGACAGAUAUCGUCUCACGGCUGAAGGCUUCGGUGGUGUUCAGUUCACCAAUGAGACUCAGCUGCACUUCGAGUCCAAGCAACAUACUGUUCUGGUCCAGACGGACAAGAGCAUCUACAAGCCAGGCGAUCUGGUCCACUAUCGUGUUCUGAUCUUGGAUGCCAAUCUAAAACCUGCUCGUGGCUAUGGACGAGUGCAUGUGGACAUCAAGGAUUCGGGUGACAAUAUCAUAAAAAGCUACAAGGACAUUCGCCUGACCAAUUCGAUUUACUCGAACGAACUUCGAUUGUCGGAUUACCCACGGUUUGGGACCUGGUCCAUAGUGGUUGAUGUAUCUGAUCAAGCUCAUACACAAACCUUCGAGAUACUCGAUCACAUUCUACCCAAAUUCGUGGUGGAUAUAGAUACACCUAAGCAUGCUAUCUAUAAGGAUGGCAAAAUAUCAGCCACUGUCAGGGCGCACUAUGCAUUUGGUCAUCCAAUUGUGGGCGAAGCCACCCUAUCCAUAUAUCCCACCUUCUUCGGCUCUCUUCAACCCUUUGUCAAUGAUCUCAUUACCCGAAAAGUUGUCCCCAUUGACGGCAGCGCCUACUUUGAGUUCGAUAUAGAGAACGAGCUCCAUCUCAAGCAGGACUAUGAAAGGCAGUAUCUUUUGGAUGCCCUGGUCGAGGAAAAGUCCACUGGAUCUGUGCAAAACUAUUCCACCGUCUUGACCCUGCACUUGAAUCACUAUCGUGUCGAGGCUGUCAAGGUGCCCAGUUACUAUAUCCCUGGUGUGCCUUUUGAAGCUAUAGCUCGUAUAGCCCGCAAUGAUGGCGGUCAACUGAGGGACUUUAAUCCGCAGAUUACCGCAUAUUUGACCAAUGUCUACGGCAGCAGUGAGAUGUAUAAUCGCACGGCCUAUAGUUUGGAUGCCAGUGGCGAGAUAAAAAUGAAGUUUACGGUUCCUAUUGGGGAUCGGGAUGAAUACCAUUCUAUCAUUGUCGACUACCAGGGUGUGAUUAGUGAGGUGGGAAAGAUCCCGAGAAAACAUCUGCACAGCAAAAACUAUAUCACUGCUAAGAUCUUGAACGAUAGACCCACUGUCAACCAAGAAAUUUCUGUGGUGAUACGCUCUUUUGAGCCCAUUAAGUAUUUUAUGUAUCAAGUGGUCGGGCGUGGGGAUAUUAUUCUGUCUCGCAAUGUGGAUGUGGCCGAUGGAACUUUCCACACAAUCAAGUUCCUAGCCUCAUUCGCCAUGAUGCCAAGGGCCAAACUGCUCGUUUAUACGGUAGUAAAUGGAGAGUUUGUUUACGAUGAGCAGGUCAUACAGUUGGAAGAAAAUCUGCUGAAUGCGGUACAAGUUGAGGCUCCAAUAAGAGCACCUCCCGGCCAGGAUAUUGAUAUAGGCAUCAGUACCAAGCCCUACUCUUAUGUGGGACUCAUGCUGGUGGAUCAAAAUGCCAAUGCCCUGGGAAGUGGGCAUGACUUGACCCACAAACGACUGAUGGAUGCCCUGCGAUCAUACGAACUGAGCGAUGUGAACACUCCAGUGGGAUCACCAGGCAAGGAAUCUGGUGUGAUAACCAUGUCCAACACGGAUUACUUUGUCGAAAAGGAAGCUGAGAGCAGUCCUGCCUUAGGACGAGACAGUUCCACUGGUCCCGAGGAAGAUAAGCUUACCACUGUGAGAAAAACCGACAUUGGACCCGCCCACAAGAUCGAGGUUAAUACCUUGCCUCCAGGCAAAGGGCGAUACGCGUUUUCCUACACCCCCAAGCCCUUCUGGCACAAUCCAAGGGUCCAUGUGAUGCGUGAUCCUGCGGAUACGUGGCUCUUCUUGAACAUCUCGGCCAGCAGUGAUGGAAGGAACUCCAUCCACAGAAGGAUUCCCAGUGAAAUGACUUCUUGGGUAGUUUCCGCCUUUGCUUUAGAUCCUGUUAAUGGCCUUGGUUUAUCUCCGGCAAAUGGUAAAAUGGAGGCAUACAAGGAGUUCUAUAUAACUACCGAUUUACCCUAUUCCAUAAGGAGGGAUGAACUCAUUGCCAUUCCGUUCGUUGUGCACAACAACAGGGACAGCGAUUUGAACGUGGAGGUUACCUUUUACAACUCAGCCCUGGACUUUGAUUUCCCCCAGCUAGAUCCCAAGGCCACAAACCAGCCAAAGGUGGAGCUCUACAGGCGUCGAUCCCUGCAGGUGCCGGGUAAAUCAGCCCGCUCAGUAUCCUUUAUCGUAACACCAAAGCGAGUUGGUUCUCUGUUGGUCAAGGCAAUGGCUGCUUCUUCCCAAGCUGGCGACACAGUGGAGCAAAAUCUGCUGGUGGAGCAUCCUGGAGCCACGGAACGGGUUAACAGGGGCUUCCUUUUCGAACUGAACUCAAAUGCCCAAAAUAGGAGGAAUGUUACCAUUGCGGUUCCACGAAAUGCAAUUCCAGAAUCCACGCGAAUCGAGGUGUCAGCCGUUGGAGAUCUGAUUGGCAGUUUGGUGGGCAAUCUGGACAACCUCAUCCUCCUGCCAACGGGCUGCGGUGAACAGACCAUGGUGAACUUUGUACCCAACUUAAUGGUCCUACGCUACCUGGGACGCCUUCGCCAACUCACUCCAGAAGUGGAACUCCGUGCUACGAACAAUCUGGCUGUUGGCUAUCAAAGAAUUCUCUAUUAUCGCCAUGAGAAUGGCGCUUUUAGUGCCUUCGGAUUAGAUGCCAAGAGGAGCUCCACCUGGCUGACUGCUUAUGUGGUUCGUUCCCUCCGACAAGCGGCUCCCUUCACCCAAGUAGAUAGCAAUGUCCUACAGAAGGCACUAACUUAUCUGGGAAGUGUUCAGUCGGCGAAUGGCGGGUUCGAAGAGCGUGGCGAUGUCUUUGAGAGAUUCGGCGAUGAUGGCAUCAGUCUGACCGCCUUUGUGACCUUGGCUCUAAUGGAAAAUGUGGAUCUCUAUCCGGAAUACCGGAAUAACAUCAACAAAGCCCUGGACUUUAUCACCAGAGGCUUGGAUGGGUCCAACAAUCUGCAUGCCAUGGCCUUGGGCACUUAUGUGCUCUCUCGGGCAAAUCAUAAUGCCAAGGCAGCUUUCCUUCAGCGGUUGGACUCGAUGGCUACCAACAAGGAUGGUCGCAAAUGGUGGAAUAAGACAGCUCCCGCUGGUGAACAGCAGUCACCCUGGUACAAUGCCACCCGGAGUGUCAACAUUGAGAUCUCCGCUUAUGCCGCCUUGGCUCUUUUGGAAAACAACUUGGUGGGCGAUGCCCUGCCCGUCUUGAACUGGCUAAUGGAUCAGCGAAAUCCUAAAGGUGGCUUUGUGGCAUCUCAGGAUACGGUUGUGGGCCUACAAGCGCUCCUCGUGUUUGCCGAACGCUUCUCAAGUCAAGGAAAUAAUCUCCAAAUCGGUUUUCAUUAUGGAGAAGGUGCCGAAACGAUAAUUAAUGUGAAUGCCGAAAACUCACUGGCUCUGCAAACAGUAGAGCUGCCUAACAACCUCAAAAACCUGAGCGUUUCGGCCACUGGACGUGGCAUGGCCUUGGCCCAGGUCAGCUACACUUACAACACGAAUGUGACCAGUGCCUGGCCACGAUUUGUACUGGAUCCCACUGUGAAUCGAAACUCCCAUGCGGACUACCUUCAUCUAUCGGCCUGCGCCAGCUUUGUUUCCGUGGCGGGCGAGGAUGAACAGCGAUCCAAUAUGGCCGUGAUGGAAGUGCAACUGCCCAGUGGCUUUGUCGUGGACAGGGAUACACUUCCCACCCUGGAAUCGAGUGAGCGUAUCAAGAAGGUUGAGACCCAGAACAGGAACACAAAGGUGGUGAUAUACUUUGAUUACCUGGACAGAAGGGAGGUCUGUCCCACGCUGCACGCCUACAAGACGGUCAAGGUCACUAAGCAUCGACCUGUAGCUGUGGUCAUGUAUGACUACUACGACAGCGCUCGUCGGGCUAGGCAGUUCUAUAGGGCGCCCAAGUCGAACAUCUGCGACAUCUGUGAGCACGCCAGCUGCGGUGACCUCUGCGAAAAGGCUGAGAAACGCGCGGCAAAGCGACCUGAUGACUACACGGCGGUAGCGGGUCGGAAUUCAGGACUUGACCUCCAAUCUGUUCCACUCCUAUCGGUGGCACUGUUGGUGCUCUUGAAGAGCCUCAGCUGUUAGACGAUAUUGUUAUUGCCACGAAAUGUGGAACCAACAAGGAAAUCGAAGCUUUAACAAAACCCACUCACAUAGUCCCUAAGCUAGCCUAAUGAAUGCCGUGAACUAAACCUGAUCUAAGUACAUCUAACGAUGCUAAAGUGUUGCCAAUAAAGUGUUAUAACGUUUACUAAAAACUGAAAAAA
Messenger RNA from Drosophila eugracilis, 4903 nucleotides. RefSeq names its product CD109 antigen (gene Tep3). Gene Ontology annotation, cellular component: extracellular region. Lineage: Eukaryota; Metazoa; Arthropoda; Insecta; Diptera; Drosophilidae. The coding region runs from base 318 to 4721 and encodes 1467 amino acids. Gene Ontology annotation, molecular function: endopeptidase inhibitor activity. The transcript has 15 exons. The record is from RefSeq and is a predicted model, not a curated record.